AUGGAGGCGCACUUGCCCACCCCACGUGCGUCAAUGAUCAUCGGAUCCCCGCGAUUUCCACCAAAUACACAGCAACAAUCUGCUCAGGGCGUUGCUUUGUCAUCUGCUGCCAUAUCAACCGACAAGCCCGUCCAGGAGAAGCAAAAGGAGAAACAAAAAGAGAAACCGAAGGAGAAGUCUCAGGCUCGACCGCCGUCCGUCAACACGCCUCCAAUAUCAUUGACGUCGAAUGUGUCUGUUGAGCCCUUACGACCUCGGACAUACUCUGCCCCCGUAUUUUCGACUUUAUCCCUUCCGCCUGGUACGAAUGCUGUGAGCGAUGUCUUAAACUCCAACGGCUCCCCGAGACCGAAUAUCAUUCGCAGGCUCUCUCGUGGCGCUGCUAAUAAACUCUCAAGACGCCGUUCAGGCUCCGUACACGAACGUGACGAGACUCACGGACCAGUUAUCAUGAGACACCGAAGUAGCAGCAACGCGAGUGAGUCGGAUCCGUUUCUCUCCGAUAAGGAUCUGAAUGAAUAUGCAUUGUCGAACCCGCCUAUCGAAGCUCCCGGCGAGCUACGUCAUCGUAGAUCUAGCAGCCUGGUAGACCUACUGGAAGCCGUACCACCGGAUGAGGGACCGCCGGAAAUACCGAUGCUGUUGCAAACGGGCACGCCGAUGACCCGUGUAACAAAAAGGAAGAAAACCUUACGAUACUUUGUUUUAGAAGGCAAUACAGCUCGGGUCACUUGGGAUCCAUUGAAGCCGUCGGCUAGGUUUUAUUUGGAUGACGUUAAAGAAAUCAGGACAGGGGAAAACGCGAGGAAUUAUCGUGAAGGCUUCCAAGUUACUUCCGAGUUUGAAGAUCGUUGGAUCACCAUAAUAUAUUCGGAACAUAUUGAAAACGGGCGACUCAGGACUCUUCAUCUGGUUGCUCCUACGAAGGAACUAUUCCAACUCUGGACACAAACAUUAGAGGCUUUGUUGAACUACAGAACAGCCCUGAUGGCGGGAAUUGCCACCCAAGGUGACAAAGUUUUGGGUACCCAUUGGAAACGUGAGAUAUCGAGUCAAUCGAAUUCAGUCACAACUGAUAGGAAAGACGAAAAACUUUCUUUUGAAGAAGUGGAUCGGCUAUGCCGGCGAUUGCAGGUUAACUGCUCCAAACAAUAUCUCCGCGCUCGAUUUGACCGUGCGGACGUGGAAAAGACCGGCUUUUUAACAUUCCAACAAUUCCAAAGCUUUGUGAGAAUUCUAAAGGAAAGGACCGAUAUACGUCGUAUCUGGGAGAGCGCCGUCGAAGACCCGAUAGGGGGGAUGCAAGAGGAUGAGUUCCGAAAAUUUAUAAAAGAAGUGCAAAAGGAGUGUGGCGAGCAAGACGAACAACGUAUCUCCGCAGUUUUCAAAAAGCUUGUUAAACGGUCAUGGAACGCAAGUGAGAAGGCGGGAGAUGCACUAGAACGUGAUCGGAUAUCACUCUUGGGGUUCACUGACUAUCUACAAUCUCCGAUAUAUAACUCCCCUUUAAACCCACCAACAGACCCGGAAACCCGCCUUGACAGGCCUCUGAACGAAUAUUUUAUUUCGAGUUCCCAUAAUACAUAUCUUUUGGAACGCCAGGUUGCAGGGGAAUCAUCAAUCGAAGGGUAUAUUCGCACACUUCAGCGUGGUUGUCGUUGUGUGGAGAUUGACUGCUGGGAUGGCGAUGAUGGAAAACCAGUUGUCACCCAUGGGCGAACUCUAACAUCCAAGGUGUUAUUUUCAGACGUUGUUAAAACCAUAGGGAAAUAUGCGUUUGUAGCCAGUCAGUACCCUGUUAUUCUCUCACUCGAGGUGCAUUGUGGAGUUGAGCAACAGAUCAUCAUGGCAGAAACCCUCAAAAUAAUGUUGGGAGACAGGCUGGUGAUUGCUCCAUUGAUUUCAAACUCAAUGACCUUACCGUCGCCGCAAGAGUUGAAAAAUAAGAUCCUGAUUAAGGUCAAGGGUCAUGAUGAUCUGAUUCUAUUCAGCUCUGAGAUAUCCGAUACAAUGCUCGGGUCAUCUUCAGUGCACCCAGCAGUGAAGGGCAGAGCACAAAAGGAUGUAGGCGUUACAGGUACAGCAAGUAGCAGCAAUUCUACAGAAGAAAGCGAUGAGCUGGGGACAACAUCGGGCGGGAGUCAUCAGAAUGAUAAACUUGGAAAGGCGCCACGGGCAAUCAGUAAAAUUGCAAAGGAGCUAGGAGAGCUUGGUGUCUACACACGAGGGCAAAAGUUUAAAAACUUUUCACUGCCAGAAAGCAAAAGUUUCAAUCAUGUGUUUUCUCUUGCUGAAAGAACCUUCAUCAGUCUCUGUAAAGACAAAGAAAAAAAGGCCCAGCUAGAGAAACACAAUCUGCGGUAUCUUAUGAGGGUUUAUCCUUCUGGAUGGCGCGUUACUUCUAGGAAUUUUGACCCACUCACAUUUUGGCGCCGCGGUGUUCAGAUGGUAGCGUUGAAUUGGCAGACAUAUGACACUGGUGUGCAGUUGAAUGAUGCCAUGUUUGCUUCGGUAUCUGACCGGGCAGGGUACGUCCUCAAGCCCUCGGAACUACGAAGCCACAGACUUGCUCCCGACUCCCUGUACCCUGACAACGCUGCUGCAAAGUUGGGCCGCAAGCUAGUUAGAUUUUCGGUGGAGAUUAUUUCAGCACAGCAAUUACCGAGGGUCGGCAAAGAUCGUGACUGCCUUGAUUCAUAUGUUGAGAUUGAGGUUUUCAGUGCUGACGAUAAGGCGCGAGGCUUGGUCACGGCGAAUGGGGGCAUUGAUAAAAGUGGCUCUGGGGGGAUGUCUGGCCUUGGCGCCCCUCAAAGACGCAGAACGAAAACAGUAAAAGGAAAUUUGUUCGCACCUACAUGGAAUGAGCGUCUUACUUUUAGUGUCGAAACUCGUUUUGAGAGCUUGGUCUUUCUCCGGUUUGUCGUCUACAACGAUGAUGGGAACGGGGAUAGGACAUUGAAGGCUAGCUAUUGUCUAAAGCUAGUCAAUGCUGCACAAGGGUUUCGGCACCUGCCUUUAUAUGAUACUGGGGGGGAACAAUUUCUGUUUAGUAGUUUGUUUGUUAAGAUAGACGUUGAGCCCAUCCGCGCGGCUCUCCCUGCCGCUACUAAACAGUCAACUGUUGAUGCGCUCAAGUCAGCAGCCAAAAAUAUGCUUCGAAUUUCCUCAGAUAUUCUUCAUGGCAGUGCCUCUGUGGAUACACAUAGCACUAGUGAAAAGGAGAGGUAA
Orbilia oligospora ATCC 24927 is the source of this 3228-nucleotide messenger RNA. RefSeq lists its product as uncharacterized. The transcript has 3 exons. NCBI's taxonomy places the organism in Eukaryota, Fungi, Ascomycota, Orbiliomycetes, Orbiliales, Orbiliaceae. The record is from RefSeq and is a predicted model, not a curated record. Gene Ontology annotation, biological process: phosphatidylinositol-mediated signaling; lipid metabolic process. Gene Ontology annotation, molecular function: calcium ion binding; phosphatidylinositol-4,5-bisphosphate phospholipase C activity. Bases 1 to 3228 code for a protein of 1075 amino acids.